This is a messenger RNA of Loxodonta africana (African savanna elephant), 1348 nucleotides long. Its product is annotated as olfactory receptor 2M4-like. Gene Ontology annotation, biological process: detection of chemical stimulus involved in sensory perception of smell; G protein-coupled receptor signaling pathway. The transcript has a single exon. NCBI's taxonomy places the organism in Eukaryota, Metazoa, Chordata, Mammalia, Proboscidea, Elephantidae. Bases 15 to 950 code for a protein of 311 amino acids. Gene Ontology annotation, molecular function: G protein-coupled receptor activity; olfactory receptor activity. The record is from RefSeq and is a predicted model, not a curated record. Gene Ontology annotation, cellular component: plasma membrane.
GCAAAAUAACCACCAUGGGGUGGGGAAAUGAGAGCUUCCACUUCGAAUUCAUCCUUCUUGGAAUUUUUGAUCACAGCCCCACCCAUACCUUUCUCUUCUCUCUGGUCCUGGCCAUCUCCGCAGUGGCAUUCAUGGAAAACACUGCAAUGGUUCUUAUCAUCUACUUGGACCCCCAGCUUCACACCCCCAUGUACUUCCUCCUCAGCCAACUCUCUCUCAUGGACCUAAUGCUCGUUUGCACCACGGUACCCAAGAUGGCCUUCAACUACUUAUCUGGCAGGAAAUUUAUCUCUCUGGAAGGCUGUGGAACUCAGAUACUUUUCUAUGUGUCCCUUCUUGGAGCUGAAUGCUUCCUACUGGCUGUCAUGGCCUAUGACCGCUAUGUGGCUAUAUGCCACCCUCUUCGAUACACUAUCCUCAUGAAUCAGAAACUCUGCAUGCUCUUGACUGUUGCUUCCUGGAUUCUAGGCUCUCUUGAUGGCAUCAUUGUGCUUGCAGCUGCCCUGUCUUUCCCUUACUGUCACUCUCUGGAAAUCCAUCACUUUUUCUGUGAUGUUGCUGCCCUUCUGCCACUAUCUUGUACAGACACCUCCGCAUUUGAAAGACUUCUUUUCAUCUGCUGUGUAGUGAUGCUAAUCUUGCCAGUUUCAGUUAUCAUCAUUUCCUAUUCCUGUGUCCUCCAAGCUGUCAUCCACAUGGGCUCUGGGGAAAGUCGCCACAAGUCUUUCACCACCUGCUCCUCUCACCUGUCUGUGGUUGGACUCUACUAUGGUGCCGUCAUGUUCAUGUACAUGAGACCAGCGCCCAACCAUACACCAAACCAGAAUAAGAUGGUGUCAGCCUUCUACACCAUCCUCACUCCUAUGCUGAACCCCCUCAUUUACAGCCUCCGCAACAAAGAGGUAUCCCGGGGACUUAAGAAGUUAUGGGGGAAAGGAAACUUAACAUAACUUUUUAAACAUCUUUUAAGUACCUGCUCUGGUCAACAUUCCAGAAACUGAAAUUAUUUGCAUUAUUCUAUUCCUGCUAGUUUAUCUUUUUUCUCCACUUUUUCAAGUUUAAAAUAUCUUUAUUUAGUAUAAUGCUAUAUAAAUGACAAGUGUAAAGUGAGCUGGUUUUGGACAUCAGCACUGGCUGCUCCACCUCUGGGAAUUUCUCUUAUGUCAUUAGCUGUUAGCUAUGAGUGCAACCUGGUCUUAGGAUGCUUGCUUUCAAGUCAGGUUUAACUCUGAGAAUUCUUUGCUGCAUCCAAGAAUAAGGGUUGGAGUCGAUUCACUCCUUUCGGUGAGAAUCUUCUUUGUUCGUUAAUUGCUUACUUGCCAGUAAAACCAAAAAAACGAAACCCACU